Messenger RNA from Jaculus jaculus (lesser Egyptian jerboa), 2539 nucleotides. It is a transcript of the gene Ptpn22, whose product is annotated as protein tyrosine phosphatase non-receptor type 22. Gene Ontology annotation, biological process: positive regulation of ERK1 and ERK2 cascade; regulation of non-canonical NF-kappaB signal transduction; negative regulation of T cell activation. Gene Ontology annotation, cellular component: cytoplasm; nucleus. NCBI's taxonomy places the organism in Eukaryota, Metazoa, Chordata, Mammalia, Rodentia, Dipodidae. The record is from RefSeq and is a predicted model, not a curated record. The transcript is spliced from 21 exons. Bases 1 to 2397 code for a protein of 798 amino acids. Gene Ontology annotation, molecular function: non-membrane spanning protein tyrosine phosphatase activity.
AUGGACCAAAGAGAAAUUCUGCAGCAGCUACUGGAAAAGAUCCAGAAGAAGAAAAUUAACAAUGAAGAGUUUGUCAAUGAGUUUCUGAAGCUGAAAAGGCAAUCCACCAACUAUAAGGCAGACAAGACAUAUCCUACAACUGUGGCCCAGAGGCCCAAGAAUAUCAAGAAAAACAGAUAUAAGGAUAUUUUGCCCUAUGACCAUAGCCUGGUCAAACUGUCUCUGAUAACUUCUGAUGAAGAUUCCAGCUAUAUCAAUGCCAACUUUAUUAAGGGAGUUUAUGGACCCAGGGCUUAUAUUGCCACCCAGGGUCCUUUAUCAACAACUCUCCUGGACUUUUGGAGGAUGAUUUGGGAACAUGGUGUCCUGAUUAUUGUUAUGGCGUGUAUGGAGUUUGAAAUGGGAAAGAAAAAGUGUGAGCGCUACUGGGUGGAGGCUGGAGAGACGCAGCUGCACCUUGGCCCAUUCUCCAUAUCCUGGGAAUCUGAGAAUAAGAAAUCAGAUUAUAUAAUCAGGACGUUGAAAGUCAAGUUCAACAAUGAAGCUCGAACUAUUUACCAGUUUCAUUAUAGGAACUGGCCAGACCACGAUGUGCCUUCGUCUAUAGACCCCAUCCUGGAGCUCAUCUGGGACAUGCGCUGUUACCAAGAGGGUGACAGUGUUCCCAUAUGCAUUCACUGCAGUGCCGGCUGUGGACGGACAGGGGUCAUUUGUGCUAUUGACUAUACGUGGAUGUUGCUAAAAGAUGGGAUAAUUCCAGAGAACUUCAGUAUUUUUAGUUUGAUCCAAGAAAUGCGAACACAAAGGCCUUCACUAGUUCAAACUCAGGAACAGUAUGAACUCGUCUACAGUGCUGUGUUAGAAUUAUUUAAGAGACACAUGGAUGUUAUCGGAGAUAAGCACUCUGGAAGAGAGUUUCAAGCAAAAUAUACAAAUACUGGACAAAAUCCCACUCUCCACGCAGACUCUCGUUCUUCUAAUUUACCCAAAAACAGCAUCAAAGAUGUCCCGGUGACAAGCCCUAGACAAAGGAUGGAGGCGGAGAAGGCAGAAACAUCUUUCUUUGGUUGUAGGACUUCUGAAGCAAAUGCCAGAAAGGAGUUAGGGUUGCAUGCUGCUAAAUCAAGCCCUUCUUUUGACUUUUUAGAACUAAAUUAUGGUUGUAAAAAAAGUGCUGACACAAGCAUGAAGUGGCAGGUGAAGGCGUUCCCGGCAGCGGGAGAACCCCUUCAGAAGCACCGAAGCCUGGACUUCGGUUGCCUUUUGUUUGGGGCGUGUCCUAACUCCCAAUCCCUAAACGGCCCGGGAAGAUGUUUGAACUCAAAGGAGCCAGCCAUACGGACCAAAUCAACACCUUUUGAACUGAUACAGAAGAGAAAACCGCAGGAGGCAGACGCCCAGGACAAUGUUUCAUAUUUGGGAUCUCAACCGUAUGAUUCUUGCCUUGUGCGGGCUCAAAACGUGAUGCAUGUUUCUGCAGAAGAACUCAAUGACUCCCUGCUGCAUGCCUCCGAGCACCGCGUGUGUAGCGGAGCGCAGCCCGGCCCCCGUGCAGUCAGUGCACAUUCUCCCGCGUCCCUAGUAGAAGACCUCCACUUUCCAUCACCAUCUCCAAGCAGUGCUGACUCCAGGAUGUCUCUUGAUUUGCUCGAGAAGCAAGAUGGAACUGUUCUCAGUUGCUCUUUGAUACCAACAUCCUCUUCAACUUCCUUUUCUACUUGCAGUUCACAUGAUUCUUUAACAGUGAACUCUUUAGCUGGUUUUUCCCCACCACUGACCCAGGAGACAGCUGUAAUAGCAACUUCUCCAAGGAUAGAUGAUGAGAUUCCCCCUCCACUGCCUGAAAGGACACCAGAAUCUUUUAUUGUGUUGGAGGAGACUGAAUGUUCACCAAGUGCUCUCACAUCCUUACCUUCAGUUAUGAAGACAAAAAUUGCGACAUCAUUGGAAUGGAGUGGAAUGUCUGAAUCAAAGAUUGAUGACUCUGUAAGACUUAGGCCAAGCAAGGGUGUAAAAUUCCCAAGUCCCAAAUCAGAUCAGGAUUGUUCUUCCCCACCACCUCCACUUCCAGAAAGAACCCUGGAGUCCUUCCUUCUUGCUAAUGAAGACUGUAUUCAGGCCCAAUCUAUAGAAAUUCAUCCUCCUUGCUAUCCUGAGACCAUGAAAAAUACAACAUCUUCCAAACAAACAUUGAAGACUCCUGGAAAGAGUUUCACAAGAAGUAAGAGUUUAAAACUUUUGCGAAACGUCAAAAAGAGUAUCUGUAAUUCUUCCCCACCAAAAACAUCUGCAGAAUUUGUUCAGCCAAACUCUAGCAACUUUCUGAAUUUUGGUUUUGGAAAUCGCUUUUUAAAGCCCAAAGGACCAAGGAACCCACCACCAAAUUGGAAUAUUUAAUAUAAUUCUGGAUCUAUAAGAAUACAGGCUGAAGAUAUGUGUGCAAAUAAAACUACUAGAAUACUACUAGAUAAAACAAAUGAUACAUAUUCAUAAUAGCAACAAUGAAGACAUAUUGUAUCAAUAGGGUUUGAAAGAAAAA